ACAGGGACAAGACAUGAUAAUAAAUGACAAACAUGACAAGUCCAAACAGCUGCAACUAAAAUGAGAGUUUCUAUUGGAUAAAUUCAGGUGGGUCCCUCCCAUUGCCAUUUGCUUCUGUUUAAGAGACGUGCAACAGAAUUGGCUAAAUUAAUAAACCCCCAGAGGACUGCUGGUCCGGUUGAGUCUAUUCUCUCCUCUCCUCUGUACAACGACAAGAUCACAUCUUUCAGGUUCUUCACAGUGCGCACCACUGAACAGCUCGAGAUUAAUAGCAAUGAACCAUUUGUUCAGAUGGAGAAGGCUUGCCAGACUGACGUUCAUGCUGCUAUAUUUUCUCAUUGAAGUUCUCUGUGCUUCCCAGCAAUCAGUCCAGUCUGAGAUUCAGCAGGUGAAAGGCAUCGUGGGACAGUCUUUCUCUUUUCAAGAGAGGGUGAUCAAGUCUGGCAAUUUACUUUAUGGAGAACUUGGCAGCAUUGCAAAUGUGUACCCUGGUAAACGAGGCAAAAUCACCCUUGAGAAGAGAUUUGAAAACCGCCUCCACUUGAACAAUGUUACAAGAUACUUCACUCUGUCAGCCCUUCAGAUAGACGAUGCUGGGGUUUAUACUGUUGAGAAUACAGAUGAAGGGAAAAAAACUAAAAUUCAGCUCACUGUAUACAAUGUUGUUUCCAAACCUCAGGUGACAGAGUGUGACAGCAGCUCCUGUAGUGUGGUGUGUUCUGUGGACAAUGAAAAAGAGGUGACCUUGACCUUGUACAGGGGAGAGGAAAUACUAAACCAGACCAGCAGUCCUGAUCUCAUCACUGAUCUCUCUCUCCAUUUGGAGGUAGAGGGAAAGAACUACAACUCCACCUACAGCUGUGUGGCUUCCAACCCUGUCAGCAAUGAGACCGUUCUUGUCCCAAAAUGUUGCAGUGAACAUGGUCAUGCUAAUGAUGCAGACAGUGGCGAGAGGACUCGGGGUGUGCUUAUUAUUGCUGUAAUAUGCGUCUUGGUUGCCUCAGGGCUGGUUGGAAUUGCAAUCUAUCGAAAGAAGAGUAGAAAUGGACACUCACAAGGCAGAUUCAUCCGAAAGAGUGCAAGUUGACAUUAAUUAUGCAUCGAUAAAUCCUAGCAGAGAUAAUCAGGAAAUGAGUAACCUUCCUACAGUGGUUCCUCCUUUACAAAUUGCGAGUUUACACCACGGGAUUUAGAGCUAUAAAAAACACACAUUCGUUUUCAGUCUGUAUCAGCAUGGGCAACGUGUACAUUUAACAGACAACAUGACUCCCACCCUGUAUUCAAGAGCAUGCUGAAUUGAGCCCAACCCUGCUGUGAAUCUCUUCCGGGAGGAAAUCACAAGUGUACCCCAGUCCAACCCCACAGAUUGUGACGUCAGCCUGGCUCAGACUGCGAUGGAGGAUUCUGGCCAACAGGGGGUGACCUUGCCACACACCGAGGGAGAACAUACAGCCGUUACUCAGAGGAGCAAGUUCGGAAGAGUCAGAGAGAAGCUCCAAUCAGAGCUGAGAGGGAGAUACACGUCAUUGUGUGAUGGAACCCCAGCAGGACCAGAGGUGCGGAGCCACUCCCUCACACACUCUUACGUUGAACUCCUCAUCACCGAGGGCAACGUCCAAUGGCACGACGACAGGCAUGCUGCCACGCGACCCGUAAGACCACCAUCAGACAUGCCCACUGCUAAUGAGGAAGUAACCAUCAAGCUUGACGAUAUCUUCAAACCACCGCUAUCUCCGGAUUGCCCUCAAGUAAAAACUGUCCUGACGAAGGGACCCGCAGGCUCAGGGAAGACAGCGAGUGUCCAGAAGUUUGUUUUGAACUGGGCCGAGGACAGAGCCAAUCAGGAUGUCGACUUCUUGUUUGUCUUUCCCUUCAGUGAACUCAAUUGGCUGAUAGGACGGAGCUUCAGUCUGAGUGGCCUCAUCAGCCACUUCCACUCGUCCAUGACAUCGGAGAGCGAUAACCCCGGGCUGGAUCUGAGUCGGUCUAAGGUGGUCUUCAUCUUGGACGGUUUGGACCAAUUUAACCUUCCCCUGGACUUUGAAAGCAUAUCAGUAGAGUCUGACAUCAAUAAGGAGAUGCCUUUGCCCAUCCUCCUAGCGAACCUCAUCUGGUGUCAGCUGCUUCUUCCCUCCGCCUACGUCUGGGUGAUCACCAGGCCUGCGGCUGCCAGUUUAAUACCCAUCGACUUCCUCCCCCAACAACAGUGCUUGACGGAGAUACGGGGCUUCGACGACACCCAGAAGAGGGAGUUCUUUAGAAAGAGGUUUGGCGAUCAGAGUCUUGUACACAAAGCUAUCGCCCUAGUCAUGAAAGCUAUUGCCCUAGAGUCAUCACGGAACCUCUGCGUCCUGUGCCAAACACCGUGGUGCUGUGAGAUGUUGGCGGCCAUUUUAGAAAACGCUGAGGCGGGAGAGUGUGUCGAGAUAGACACUCUGACGCAACUAUACACUCACUUUUUGCUUGUUCGGAUUGGUUUGAAGAACGAUCGAAAUGGUGAACACUCAGAAUCAAUCAGAGAGGUUGUUCGUAAGCUUGGGAAGCUGGCUUUUGUACAACAGGAAAGGGGAAGCCUCAUAUUCAGCGAGAGCGAUGUGAAGGAAUGCGGAAUCGACGUCUCUAAAAGUUCCACAUUCCACAGGUUGUGUAGGCCGCUCGACACAGGGUGUGAGAUGUACCUGGAGGAAAAGUACCGCUUUGCGUACACAGGCAUUCAAGACUACCUAGCUGCCCUGCACGUGUUUCUCACCUACACAAAUAAAAGGAGAAACCUACUACUCCAACCUACUACACUCUUUGAUCGAUUGAAAGGGACGUUCAGGAGAGCAACCCUUUUAGACCUCUACAGAUGCUCCGUGGACAGGGUUUUACGGAACACGCACGGAUCUUAUGACCUCUUCCUCUGCUUCCUCCUUGGCCUCUCAACAACACCCAACCAGACUCUCUUAGAUCUAGCAUGUCUAGGGAAAGGUUUAAAGGUCACAGGCUCCAAGGUGAUCACAGAGAUCACGGCGGAAUACAUUAAGCAGGCGAUCAAGUCUGAGCCUUACCCUCAGACCACACUGGCGCUUUUCCGCAGUCUGCGGGAGCUAGGGGACGCCUCGCUGGGCAGGGAGGUCCGACGCUACUUGACCUCUGAGUCACGGUGGGGGUUCCUGCUGGAGCCCGACCAAUGCUGGGAGCUGGCAGACAUGCUUUGGGCAGGCAGGGAGAUGGAGAGGGAAGUGUUUAUGGAGAUGGAACGUUUGAGUUGGAUGCGCCGAAUGAGCAUGUGGGGCUUUUGGAGGAUGCAGACCGUACUGGGGGACAGACACUGGCAAGUCUACUAGAAAGACAUCAUUGCUGUAUGAAUGGUCUACUAAGGAGACAUCACCACAGAUUGUACUGCCACAUCUACUAAAUUGCCGCUGCAGAGAAUGUUGAGGAAUUUCAAGGUUAGAGAGAUGUAUAGGUACAUUAGGAAGGUAGGUUUGAGAGGUGAUUUUUGUCGAGAGAAAAAGUGAUGAUUGCAAUCUAUGUUUAUGGAUCUGAGUAGUGGGUAGUAGUGCCCACUGAAAAAUCUUAAAAUCAAUCAAUUCAUCGAUUCUUCAAACAAACAAACUUUAUUUGCUUAGAGCUUUGUACAAACUGACUUGCUGUUCACAUGGCAGAAGUCAUAGCGCAGUUGAGGUUGGUCAUAGUGCCAAUUGACUCCAGGUAGAAGUGCCAUGUCAGAUCCUCUCUCCAUUUG
Oncorhynchus gorbuscha (pink salmon) is the source of this 3730-nucleotide messenger RNA. RefSeq names its product NLR family CARD domain-containing protein 3-like. The record is from RefSeq and is a predicted model, not a curated record. NCBI's taxonomy places the organism in Eukaryota, Metazoa, Chordata, Actinopteri, Salmoniformes, Salmonidae. The transcript is spliced from 8 exons. Bases 1395 to 3329 code for a protein of 644 amino acids.